CUUCAAAUUAUAAAUAUCACCUUCUUUUUCUUUUCUUUUAUUCAUUAUUUCUGUGGUCCUACUUUAAAAAAAAAAUGGCAUCGCUUGGUAAGAAGAACUUACUAGCUAUCAUCUUGGCCGGAAUUCUCGUCAGUCUCCUGCCGGAAUUCAUCUCCGGUCAGAACUGUGGCUGCGCGCCGGAUCUCUGUUGUAGCCAGUAUGGGUACUGCGGCACCGGCGAUGAAUACUGUGGGAACGGUUGUAGGGAAGGCCCAUGCAGCGGGUCGUCCGGCGGCAAUGGUGCGUCUGUCGCCGACAUCGUGACGCAGACGUUCUUCGACGGGAUCAUGAAUCAGGGCAACGGCGACUGCCCCGGCAAGAGCUUCUACACUCGUGCAGCUUUCAACGAUGCCGUCGGAUCGUAUACUGGAUUCGGCACGACCGGAACAUCGGACGACUCGAAGAGGGAGAUUGCUGCUUUCUUCGCACACGUUACCCAUGAGACUGGAUUUCUAUGCAAAAUAGAAGAGGAGGGUGGUGCAACGAAGGACUACUGCCAGAAGGACAACACUCAGUAUCCUUGUGUCCCUGGCAAGGCCUACUACGGUCGUGGCCCGAUCCAACUGUCGUGGAACUACAACUACGGGGCCGCUGGAAAUAGCAUCCGAUUCGACGGCCUAAAUGCUCCAGAAACUGUGGCCACAGAUGUGACGGUGUCUUUCAAGUCAGCCUUGUGGUUCUGGAUGACCAAUGUCCACUCCGUCAUUGGCCAAGGCUUUGGUGCUACGAUUAGAGCGAUUAACGGUGAUAUCGAGUGCGAUGGCAAGAGGCUCGAUCUUGUGAAUGCACGAGUUGGGUACUACACAAACUACUGUAACCAGUUUGGUGUGUCACCAGGCGACAAUCUCACUUGCUAGAGAUCGUUGAUUCCUCGUUUCUAUUUCUAGAUUGCUCGAUGCAUGCCGUAAAAAUAAAUGAAAAUGUGGGCUAAGUCCCGCAGAUAUCGUUUGUAACA
Messenger RNA from Magnolia sinica, 994 nucleotides. Its product is annotated as endochitinase EP3-like. NCBI's taxonomy places the organism in Eukaryota, Viridiplantae, Streptophyta, Magnoliopsida, Magnoliales, Magnoliaceae. The record is from RefSeq and is a predicted model, not a curated record. Gene Ontology annotation, molecular function: chitin binding; chitinase activity. The transcript is spliced from 2 exons. The coding region runs from base 75 to 896 and encodes 273 amino acids. Gene Ontology annotation, biological process: cell wall macromolecule catabolic process; carbohydrate metabolic process; chitin catabolic process.